This is a messenger RNA of Plasmodium gallinaceum, 2370 nucleotides long. RefSeq names its product DEAD box helicase, putative. Lineage: Eukaryota; Apicomplexa; Aconoidasida; Haemosporida; Plasmodiidae. Bases 1 to 2370 code for a protein of 789 amino acids. The transcript has a single exon. Gene Ontology annotation, cellular component: nucleolus. The record is from RefSeq and is a predicted model, not a curated record. Gene Ontology annotation, biological process: maturation of LSU-rRNA from tricistronic rRNA transcript (SSU-rRNA, 5.8S rRNA, LSU-rRNA).
AUGUAUUUAUAUAAGUAUAUUUUUAUGGAAAAUUAUAUAAUUGAAUUUUUUUUUUUGUUAAAAUUUUUUAUAUUUAAUUUUAGUAGAACUAAAAAAUAUUACUUUUAUAAAUACAUAAUUUUUUUAUUUUAUUUAAAAAAUCUUUUGUAUGCAAAAAAAUGGGAAAAUAAUAAAAAAGGAAAUUUUCUUUUUCUUAGAAAUAUUAAUGUUAAAAAAGAAAAAAUUUUAUUGAAGAAUGAUAGAAAUGUUAAUAAUAUAUCUCUCUUAAAAGAAAGGUAUAGAAAAGGAAAUAAGAAUAUUGUGUUUAUUGAAAAGGGAGUAAAUGAUGAAAAUAAAAUAUAUUAUGUAAAAGAUUGUCUUAAUAAAAAUGUAAAAGAAAUAAAAUAUAUAAGUGAUCUUCAGAAAAGUUUUAUCUACUUAAUAGAAAGAAACAAUAAUAUGUUAUUACAUGCGAAAACAUCUAGUGGAAAAACUACUAUUUGCUUAUUUUAUUUUAUUUUAAAAUUUUAUUAUAAUUGUGAGUUCAUAUUUUAUGAAGAUAUAGAAAGAGAGAAAUAUAUGAAUAACGAAUAUUUUGAAGACAGUCUAUAUGGUAUAAAUAAUUAUAAAAAACCUUUUCCAAAAAAUAAACUAAUGCAUAUACCUUAUAGUGAAAGGUAUUCAGAAAUUUCUGACAUUAAAGAAAAUAAAGAUAUACUGAUGGAAAAAAAAUCAAAUAUUAAAUUAAAAAAUGAAAAAAUUCUUAUAUUAUGCUCUUCAAAAGAAUUAUGUGUUCAAAUUUCACAAAACAUAUUAUCUUUUAUAAAUAAUAAAAAUUCGAAUAUAAUUAAAUUAUUUAUUGAUAAGCAAUGUGAAUAUAACAAAGAAGGAAAAGAUAUAAAAAAAGAAAAGGAAAAGAAUGAAGAAGAAAAUUAUAACUUUAAAGUUGAAAGUACUGAACAUAAUCAAAUUUCUAAUCCUUUAAAAAAAAUGAACAAAAAUAUAAAUAGUGAAAAUAAUGAAAAAGGGACAAAUAAAAGGAAAAUAAAUGAAAAUAGUAGAUCAGAUAUAAAUAAUAAUUUAAAAAUAAAUAAGGAAUUAAUUAUAAAUAAUAUGUUAAAAGAAAAGAAUGAGUUAAAAAAUGUUCUUUUUCUUAUAGGAACACCCAUUUGUUUUAAAAAUUACCUUUUAAAUUUAGAAAAGGAAAAUUUAAAAGAGUUUUUAAAAAGCAUUAAAUAUAUUUUUUUUGAUGAGAUAGAUAAACUCUUUCCAUCAUUAAAAAAACACAAUCUUAUAAGAUCAAAAGAUAAUAUAAAAAAAAAAACUGCUUAUUUAAUAUUAGAGACGAUAAUGUAUAUUAAUAAAAAAAAUUUAAUUUUUAUUGGAUGUUCUAGUACUUUAAAUAGAGAAUUACACAGGAAGAUAUUUAAGUUAUUAUCUUUGAAUAGAAAUAAUUCAAAAAAAAAAAUUUUCUUAUUAAGAGAAAAAAACAAUUUAUUAAAAACAGAAAAUAACCGAGAUAAUAACCCAAUUAAAAUUAAUUCAUUUAACUUCGAUGAAAAAACAAAAAAUAAAUUAAAUGAAAAUGAUGAAAAAUAUACGAAGAAAGAAAAUACUUUAGAAAAUAAUCAGAUCAAUGAAAUAGGAGAAUCUGAUUCGAAUGCAUUUGAUUUUAAUAAUUACAUAAAUAAUGAAAACGUAUUUCAGAAAUAUGUGAUAAAGGUAAGAAUUCCCAACAGUAUUUAUCAUUUUUAUUAUGUGAUAAAUAAUGAAUUAUUUGAAAAUAGAAUAAAAGAAACUUACAAAAUAAUAGAACACUUUUCUCAACAAAAAAUUUUAAUUUUAAUUAAAAAUGGAUAUUCUUUAAUGAAAAUGAAACAAAUUUUGGAGGAAAAAAAUAUAUUUUGCAUUUUAUUACAUGAAAAAUUACAAAUAUCUUUAAAAGAAAAUAAUAAACAUCUAAACAAACUAUGUAGUAAUUAUGAAGAAAUAAAAAAUAUAAAAGAAAUUUCUACGAAUGAAAAAAAAGAAUUCAUAAAUAAGUUUCCUGUUAUUAUAAGUUCUUUUGAUUCAAUUCGUGGUUUUCAUAUAAAUAAUUUAGAUAUAGUUCUUUUAUGUAAUAAACCGAAAAAUAUAAAUGAGUAUAUUCAUUUGUGUGGGAGAGUAGGAAGAAGAAAUAAAAUUGGAUAUUCAAUCAUGUUAGAAAAUGAAAAAAAUAUAAAUAUUGUCAAAAAAUGGUUAGUCAAUAUAGAAGUGAAUUUUAAUAAUUUAAUUUUAAAUAAUAGUUCCGUAAAACAAGAAAAAGUUGUUGAUGAAGAGAAAACAAGGAAUAAAAACGAUUUAAAUUAUCUUGUAUCGAAUGUGUUAGAAGAAUUAAAAGAAGAUAUAUGA